CGUCUGAUGGCUUCAUCGUAAGAACAGAAAAGAAAUGAAAAGGGCAAACUUUCUGUUUUAGAAAAAGAAAGAAAAAACAACGAAAAGUAUUGCUAUUUGCUCAUAGGUGUUGUCAACUUUUCUUUCCCUCUGCAAGCAAAGCUCUCUUCCUUUUUACAAUACAAGAAAAAAAAAGGAAAAAUGUCCAUUUUUUUUCUCUACUAUUCUCUCUAAAAUACCCCCACUUUCUCUUUGUCUCCCUGAUCCAUCAAAUUCUUCAUCUUUUCUUUCUUGUAUUUUUACAUUUCUUCUUCUUCUUCUUCUUCAAAUUGUCCUGACUUUCCAAGAAACCCAAACCAGAAUUCACUUACUUUGAUUAAAAAAACUUGUGGGUUCUCAGAAAUUUUCACUAUCCAAACCUUAAAAACCCAUCUUUUAUUAUAAUUGUUAUUUUAUUUUCAACCCAUUUUUUGCUUUCAAAGUGAAAAGUUCAAAAAAGGGUAUUGUUUUUAAGGGAAAUGAGGGAUGUUUUCAUGGUUGGCAAGGAUAGCUCUCGCCUGUUGGAGACCAGUGAGUCGAUAUGCCCGUAUGAACAAGGAUAAUAAUAAUAGUAAUAAUGAUGAACUUGAAGAAGAUUCUUCUUCCUUACGUGAUUCACUUCUUUGGUGUAAAGACCUUGAAAAACACGCUUAUGGUGAUUUCUCCUUUGCUGUUGUUCAAGCCAAUGAGAUUAUUGAAGAUCAUAGUCAAGUUGAAACUGGAAAAGAUGCUACUUUUGUUGGUGUCUAUGAUGGACAUGGUGGCCCUGAUGCUUCUCGCUUUAUCUCUGAUCAUCUCUUUCAAAAUUUGAUUAGGCUUGCUCAAGCAAAUGGAACCAUUUCUGAAGAUAUUCUUAGAAGUGCUUUCUCCGCAACUGAAGAUGGGUUUCUUACUCUUGUACGUAGGACAUGUGGAAUAAAACCCUUAAUUGCAGCCAUUGGAUCUUGUUGUCUGGUUGGAGUUAUAUGGAGGGGGACAUUAUACGUUGCUAAUUUGGGCGAUUCUCGAGCUGUAAUUGGCUAUUUAGGUAGAUCAAAUAAGAUAGUUGCUGAGCAGUUGACUAGAGAUCACAAUGCAAGUAUGGAGGAGGUCAGACAGGAACUCAGGUCACUGCAUCCGGAUGAUUCUCAUAUUGUUGUUAUGAAGCAUGGAGUAUGGCGUAUUAAAGGCAUCAUUCAGGUAUCUAGAUCUAUUGGAGAUGCAUACUUGAAGCGACCAGAGUUUUCUGUUGAUCCUUCUUUCCCACGAUUUCACCUCUCUGAACCCAUUUGUCGACCUGUGCUAACAGCAGAACCAUCCUUGUGCUCCAGAGUUUUACGGCCUAAUGAUAAGUUUCUCAUUUUUGCAUCCGAUGGACUCUGGGAACAUUUGACAAAUCAGCAGGCUGUCGAGAUUGUGUACAACUAUCCACGAGCAGGAAUUGCAAGAAGGCUUAUUAAAGCAGCUUUAAAUGAGGCAGCUAGGAAAAGGGAGAUGAGAUAUGAUGAUCUUAAGAAGGUUGAUAAAGGGAUUAGGCGGUUUUUCCAUGAUGAUAUCACAGUUGUUGUCGUCUUCAUCGACCAUGAGUCGCUGGCUACAAAGAUAUCUGUUCCAGGGCUGUCUGUACGAGGGUUUGUUGACACCAUUGGACCCUCAAACUUCAACAUUUUUUAAGGAUUGAUGUAAAUCAGCA
Molecule: messenger RNA, 1690 nt
Organism: Durio zibethinus
Lineage: Eukaryota; Viridiplantae; Streptophyta; Magnoliopsida; Malvales; Malvaceae
Product: putative protein phosphatase 2C 25
Biological process (GO): protein dephosphorylation
Molecular function (GO): protein serine/threonine phosphatase activity; cation binding
Source: RefSeq, a predicted model, not a curated record